AUGCCUUUAAAUCUUGUUGCUAGAAAAUCUUUAAGAGAUAAUGAAGAACAUUUAAAUAAAGCUCAUGAAGAAAUCAAAAAUGCUUUAAAUGGUGAAGAAUGGAUUAUCGAGUUUGACUGGGAUACUAUCUUUGAUAAAAUUGAUGAGUUUGCCAAAAAACAAUUAGGAGAAGUAUUUUAUAAAAAUUUAUGUCCAAAUAUUUCAAAAUGUAUUGUUAAUGCAUGCAAAGAUGAAAUUACUAAAGAAAGUAUAAUUAAUGCAAAUUCAGCUAAAAAGAUUGUAUUAAUUGUUAAUGAAGAUCCAAAGAAUACAGUUUAUUGGAAGUAUGAAUUUAAUGGUGGUCAAUUAAAUCUUUUAUUUAAAAAAGGUUGUUGUAAUUUAUCAGAUGCUGCAAAUUUCCAAUUAUAUAAAGUUAUUCCAAGUGAAGGUUCUUAUACAUUAGCAACUCGUCUUAAUUUAAAAAAGAAUCAAGAGAGAUAUGAUGUUGCUUUUGAAAGAAUUAAAGCUGUUACUAAAAGAGAUUGGUCAUUCGAUCAAGAAUCAAUGGAGAGUGUUUAUCCAACCGCUUUUGAAACUGAUAGUUCACGUGAACAAUUUGGUGAUUCAUUUGCAACAGUAUUGGAAAAUUGUGCACAAAAUAUUGAAAAAAGAUGUAAAAAUGAUAUCACUUUGGAAAGUUUUAAUGAAGUAACCGCCAAUGCAAGAUUCAGUUUUAGACAUUGUCCAAAACAAACCACUGGUUAUUGGGUUUGGUCAUUUAGUAAUGGUGAUGUUAUAAUUUCAUUCAAAUCAGUUUGUAAUAUCUCUGAAAAUGCAAAUUUUGAUUUCGUUAAAGUUUUACCAGUUCCAGGUGUAUUCUCUUUAGCCGCUCGUUUAAAUUUGAAAGAAAGUCAAGAGAAAUUCGAUACUGUAUUUGAAAGAAUUAAACAAGUUACAAAUGUGGAUUGGUCAUAUGAUCAAGAAUCAUUAGAACAAGUUUAUCCAAAACUUGAAGAUAGAAAUAAAGAAAGAUUAGGUGAAAUCUUUUCAGAUAUUUUAAAAUACGCCGCUGAUAAUAUUACAAAGAGGUGUAAAAAUGAAAUUACUUUAGAAUCAUUCAUUGAAGCAACUUCAAAUGCUAAGUUUGUAUUCCGUCAUAAUGUAAAGCUUAAUGGAUACUGGGUUUGGUCAUUUGAAAAUGGUGAUUUAGUCAUUACAUUCAAAUCGAUUUGUAAUGUGUCUGAUAAUGCAAAUUUUGAUUUCAUUAAAGUUUUACCAGUUCCAGGUGUUUUCUCUUUAGCAGCUCGUUUAAGUUUAAAAGAAAGUCAAGACAUGUUUAAUAGUGCAUUUGAAAGAAUUAAACAAGUUACUAAAAUGGAUUGGUCAUAUGAUGAACAAUCAUUAGAACAAGUUUAUCCAACACUUGAAGAUAGAAAUAAAGAAAGAAUUGGUGAAAUAUUUGCCGAGGUACUAAAAUACGCUGCUGAUAAUAUCGUUAAACGUUGCACAAAGGAAGAGAUUACUUUAGAAUCAUUCAUUGAAACAACUUCAAAUGCUAAAAUUGUGUUCCGUCAUAAUGCAAAACUUAAUGGAUACUGGAUUUGGUCAUUUGAAAAUGGUGAUUUAGUUAUUACAUUUAAAUCAAUUUGUAACGUUUCUGAUAAUGCAAGUUUUGAUUUCAUUAGUGUUUUACCAUCACCAGGUGUUUUGACAUUGGCUUCAAGAAUUAAUUUAAAAGAAAAUCAAGAGAAAAUUCAAGAAUCAUUUGAAAAAAUUAAACAAGUAUUGGGUAGUGAUUGGAGUUAUGAUGAAUCAUCAAUUGAACAGGUUUAUCCAAAGCUUGAAGUACAUAAUAAACCACGUGUUGGUGAAGUUUUUGCUGAUAUCAUUUGUAAUAUCAGUAAAAAUAUCGUUAAAAGAUGUUCUGAUGAACUUGUAAGAGAAGCAUUCAUUGAAUGUGUUUCAAAUGCUAAAAUAGUUUUCCAAUUCAUUGAAAAACAACCAACAUAUUGGGUUUGGAAAUUUGAAGGUGGUAAUUUAAUUGUAUCAUUCAAAUCAAUUUGUAAUAUUAGUGAUAACUCAAAUUUAGACUUUGAAACACUUCUUUAA
Molecule: messenger RNA, 2088 nt
Organism: Dictyostelium discoideum AX4
Lineage: Eukaryota; Evosea; Eumycetozoa; Dictyosteliales; Dictyosteliaceae
Exons: 3
Coding region: 1-2088 (695 amino acids)
Source: RefSeq, a predicted model, not a curated record